CACGAUACGUUUCCUGGUUAUAGUCUAUGGAAACGAGGUCGAUGUUUCCUAAAGGCGUCUUUCGGGGAGAGCGGCGCAGCGGUGAAAAGUGUGUGAGGGCUGAGACGUUCGUUGUCUGCUGCAAAGCCGGUCCGCGCGGCAGACUAGGACUCCUUCUCGAGGAGGCGCGAGGAAGCGCCAGCAGUGACUGAGCUGGACUGGACUGUGGCAUUCCGUGGCGGAGGAGGUGGGAGAUCCGGGGAGAUGGAGGAUGGUGGUAUACGGCACCUCGGCCAUGAGUGCAGGGUGGACAUGUUGAGGGAGGAGGAGGAGGGACUGACCAGAGGAGACGGGCUGACAGCAGGAGGACCGACCGGAGCUGGUGUUGUCCUGGAUCCCAAGCUGCCUCACGUGGAGUUCAGCCUUGAGUGCUUGAAUCUGAUUGGUUGCGGCAGAGAUAGGAAGCCUAAUGCUCUGAUCCAGGUGGCUGUCAUCGACCCCCGGGAACAAUACUUGGUCUCCCACACCUGCACGGAAAUAGUAGAGGGCAGAGGCAAGCAGGAGACCCCGCUGUUCCUGACCGGGGUGACCUUCCCUCCAGAGUACUCUGCCAGCCCAGAGACUCUGGUCAAGCUCAACCGUCUUACGAUGUGA
Esox lucius (northern pike) is the source of this 633-nucleotide messenger RNA. RefSeq names its product type II inositol 3,4-bisphosphate 4-phosphatase-like. Bases 244 to 633 code for a protein of 129 amino acids. The record is from RefSeq and is a predicted model, not a curated record. NCBI's taxonomy places the organism in Eukaryota, Metazoa, Chordata, Actinopteri, Esociformes, Esocidae. The transcript is spliced from 6 exons.